Molecule: messenger RNA, 2719 nt
Organism: Castor canadensis (American beaver)
Lineage: Eukaryota; Metazoa; Chordata; Mammalia; Rodentia; Castoridae
Source: RefSeq, a predicted model, not a curated record
GUAUCUUGCAAUAUAUUCAGAACUCUCCCUCCUAGUGACAGCAAUGAAUUUGAUCCAGAAGAAGAUGAACCUACCCUUGAGGCAUCAUGGCCACAUUUACAGCUUGUAUAUGAAUUUUUCAUACGAUUUUUGGAAAGCCAAGAAUUCCAACCCAGCAUUGCCAAAAAAUAUAUAGAUCAGAAAUUUGUAUUACAGCUUUUGGAGCUAUUUGACAGUGAAGACCCUCGGGAACGGGACUACUUAAAAACAGUCUUACACAGAAUUUAUGGCAAGUUUCUUGGUCUUAGAGCAUUUAUCCGAAAACAAAUUAACAAUAUUUUUCUAAGGUUUGUUUAUGAAACAGAACACUUCAAUGGUGUAGCUGAACUGCUGGAAAUAUUAGGAAGUAUUAUCAAUGGCUUUGCUUUACCUCUUAAGGCAGAACACAAACAGUUUCUGGUGAAAGUGUUGAUCCCUUUGCACACCGUCAGGAGCCUGUCACUGUUCCACGCACAGUUGGCAUAUUGUAUAGUACAGUUUCUGGAGAAAGAUCCUUCACUCACAGAACCAGUUAUUAGGGGGUUAAUGAAAUUUUGGCCUAAAACGUGCAGUCAAAAAGAGGUCAUGUUCCUUGGGGAACUGGAAGAAAUUUUGGAUGUGAUUGAACCAUCUCAAUUCGUUAAAAUUCAAGAACCUUUGUUUAAACAAAUUGCCAAGUGUGUAUCUAGCCCCCAUUUUCAGGUGGCAGAAAGGGCACUCUAUUAUUGGAAUAAUGAGUACAUCAUGAGUUUAAUAGAAGAAAACUCUAAUGUCAUCCUUCCCAUCAUGUUUUCCAGUCUUUAUAGGAUUUCAAAAGAACAUUGGAAUCCGGCUAUUGUGGCGUUAGUGUACAAUGUGUUGAAGGCAUUUAUGGAAAUGAACAGCACCAUGUUUGACGAGCUGACAGCCACAUACAAGUCAGAUCGUCAGCGUGAGAAGAAGAAGGAAAAAGAGCGUGAAGAAUUAUGGAAAAAAUUGGAGGAUCUGGAAUUAAAGAGAGGUCUUAGACGUGAUGGGAUAAUUCCAACUUAACAAAACUGCAGCAGCAACAUUACUAACCUGUGGAGUCACACAUUUAUGUAGUAGAAGAUGGAGCAACAGUUUUCUGUAUUGUGCAACUUUACAGUAGAUUUCACAUUUGUUUCAUUAUUACAACAGCACUGUAUAUACCUGUCUCUAAGUAAAGGAAAAAAAUAAGGACUUCAAUCCAAAGUUUGGACAGUAGAUGGACUUCUCAGAACUUUGCAAACAUAAUCAUUGUUCUAACCCUCUUUAAAACAAAGAAAAAAAGCAGUCUUCAAAGAUCUGUUGAUGAAAUUGCUAUGUUAAAAUUCCAUUAUCAGGAGUUCCUUAUUUAUCACUAGCAGAGAAUAUGAUACAAUUUUCAAAUGUGAACAAUCUUAAAUUUAGCUUGUCUUUCUGCUAAGCUGUUAAAUGUAUUUAUAGUAAAGGAAGAAAAAAAAGACUGUCAUUUCCUUAUAAGUUUGUAUAACAUCCUCCUCUGGAUAACUUGGCUGUAAUUUGACAUCUUUUCCUUUUGCACAUCUUCAUGAGUUGAAUGUCCACAUGGAAAGGGGCCAUGAAUUACAAAGGCCACUUGUGAGCGUUUUGUCUACUGGGGUGAAUAUCUUUCCAGGAACCAGGUAGUCCUGGUGAAAAGAGAAGAGGUGAUAAACAUAGUAGGGAAUGGAAUUUUGGAUUCAUGCAUGAAUUUAUGGUGAAUCCAAAUCAAUGUCUUGAAUCCUUUGAAAACAGGCACUGGACCAUCACACGCUUUAGUGCCUGACCAGUAUUAGUUGCAUUCAUCAUUGAACAUACAUACCAGAGACAGUUUAGAAAUGUCAGGAAAAACAUCCUUUUGGACCAUAAGAAAUAAGAAAAACACUAAACAGUACAACCAUGAAAUUGAUUGCCAGGAUAGUGAAUCUAAUUGGGAAAAGAGUUGAGCAAACAGCUUGGACUGUUUGGAGUUGUUGCCUUACUUUUUAAUAUGUAUUUAUAAAGUAUUCCAGCAAAAGAGGAUGUAGCCUCUGGGAAAAAACCAAACAUGUUACAGUGUUUUUUGUAGAUUCUUGUUCUAUAUCUCAUCACAGUGCCAGCUAGCCCCGUUUUUAGCCGGAAAGGAUUCAGGAUAAAACUGUGCACCCUGAAUGGGAUGCAUAUUCCUAACUACUGUAUUUGUUACCAAAAGAGGUUCUACAGAUGCUACUGAAAAAACCUGCAAACUCCAAUGUCCUGAGUAUUAAUAAUAAAGUUGAAAAAUGCUUUUCUAUAAAAGGUGCAUCAUGACCAAAUUGUUUAAGAAAAAACAGAAACAAACGAAAUGUAGGGCUGUAUUAUAGAUGUAUCUUCUUGCUCUCUGCUUUGUAUUAAAAGCAGAAUCAUACAUCUUGGGUAGUAAAUUGCUGAUAACACUGUGUGCAGUAUGUAAGUACCCAGUGUGGCUUCAUUGUUACGUACUGAAAGAUGUGUGUUUUGGGGAUUUGUUUCCAGGAUGCAUUGGCUUGUGACGGACAUGGCAGCAGUGAGUUGAUAAUCCUAAACCAUCACUUCCAGCAGUGUUCAUGGUGUGAAGCUGAUUCUGUGUUCAUAUGUUGAGUUGUGAUCCUAGCAAACAUAUGAACUGUCGUUGCUCCUAAUAGAAAUACAGUCUAAAUACGGGCUUGUAUAUUUUCUUCCAUCCAUUUAACAAUUAAGUAGA